Prosopis cineraria is the source of this 1779-nucleotide messenger RNA. Its product is annotated as UPF0481 protein At3g47200-like. NCBI's taxonomy places the organism in Eukaryota, Viridiplantae, Streptophyta, Magnoliopsida, Fabales, Fabaceae. The transcript has 4 exons. The coding region runs from base 1 to 1779 and encodes 592 amino acids. The record is from RefSeq and is a predicted model, not a curated record.
AUGGAUGCUGGAUUUUAUGUCUUGCUGGUCAAGGAUACGUUUGUUUAUAGUCCCCUGGAUAGAAGGGAUAAGCUAGAAUGGUGGCAAAAAUUAUUGUCUCUUUAUCCUAGUUCUAAUGUGCCUUGGGUCAUUCUUAGGGAUUUUAAUGAUUUGUUAUAUAAUGCUAACAAAUGUGGGGGCAGAGCUUUUGAUGCUAAUGAAUUAAGGAAUUUUUGCAAUUUCAUGAAUACUCUGGAUAUGGUGGAGGUUGAUUUGAAAGGUGGUCAGUUUACUCGGGUGAGGAUAUUAAUGAUGACUUCUGGAUCAUCAAGACCCACUUAUCAGACGUUUAAUCACAUUAUAGACAUAAGUAAGAUACCAGAAGAUCUGAACACGUCCGAGUGUAACAUCUACAGAGUCCCAUGUAGUCUUCGGAACAUGAACAAGGAAGCCUAUACUCCUCAGCUGAUCUCCAUUGGACCCCUUCAUUUAGGCGAUCAAAAUCUAGAUCCAAUGCAAUACCAGAAACUACGAUACUUUCGUUACUUCAAGGAUCGGGUGAGAAAUGAGGAAGCUAUGAAGGCCUACAAAAAGUACCUUGAAGAUGAAGAACAAGCUAUACGCCGUUGUUAUGCAGACAAUUUUCCAAUAUCCUUCACUAAGGAAAAGUUCGUGGAAAUUAUUCUUUUGGAUUCUGUUUUCAUCAUGGAGCUUUUUCUGAUGAUGAACAAACCAGAACUACAUCAAGAUGAUAUUAUACUGAAACAAACAUGGCUCAACAAGAACAUCCAGAGAGACUUGCUUCUGCUUGAAAACCAGAUUCCAUUGUUCAUCUUGGAAGAGCUAUACAGCUCUGUUGUCCCUAAGACCGAUAAGAAGCGUGAAAAAUUCCUUGAGGUUGGCCACGAUUACUUCGAGUGUAUUCAUCCUUAUAAAAAAUUCGAUGAUGAAAAACAAGAUUUAGACCAUCCUGAGCACCCGGAAAACAACAAUAAUUUAGAUCCUGAUUUGCAAAAGAAGCCCUCAACCAGGUUUGAACGAGUGAAGAUGUACUGGAAAAAUGAUCCUGUGCAUUUCACUGAUUUGAUAAGGUUCAUACUUUUAUUAUCUCUAAAACCGCUGUACCUCUAUCUUUGUAAGGAAGUGACUGGUCAUCAAGAAGUAUCGUCCUCUCGUGUUCUAAGGAUUGCAACCAAGUUGCAAGAAUCUGGAGUGAGCUUUGAGAAAGUCACCAAUCGAUCCUUAGUUGACAUAAAGUUGGAGAAAGUUAAAAUCUUGAGUUGGUUUCUGUGCUUGGGUUGUCUACCGAAAUCCUCAUACUUCAAAGCUCGUUUGCAAAUCCCACAGUUAAAAAUAGACAACACAAUAGAAUGUGUUCUCAGAAACCUCAUAGCCUUUGAGCAGUGUCAUUACUCAGAUCAACCUUACAUUUGUAACUAUGUCUCUCUCAUUGACUCUCUCAUUCACACCAAAGAUGAUGUCGAAUUGCUAGUUGAGAAGGAAGUCAUUGUCCAUAAACUUGGGAGCCAUAAGGAAGUGGCAACACUGGUGAAUAGUCUCUGCAAACAUGUUGUGGCGAACAAGACAUGCUAUAAAAAGAUUAUAGAGGAUUUGAAUAAACAUUACCAAAAUGAAUGGUAUCGUACUAUGGCUUCGUUGAGGUUGGUGUACUUCCGAGACGCUUGGAGAGCAAGUUCUACUUUGGUUGGAAUUGCUGUCAUUGUAUUCACAAUCUUCAACUUUUGCCGAGUUGUUAGAUUGGUCCUUGACCUAGAUCAAAGGCGACAGCCACAUAAUUAG